This is a messenger RNA of Westerdykella ornata, 1005 nucleotides long. RefSeq lists its product as uncharacterized. Lineage: Eukaryota; Fungi; Ascomycota; Dothideomycetes; Pleosporales; Sporormiaceae. The transcript has 3 exons. The record is from RefSeq and is a predicted model, not a curated record. Bases 1 to 1005 code for a protein of 334 amino acids.
AUGGGUUUUAGAACCACAAAGAUCGAUUUCGAGUCCUUUGCUGCGAGAUGGCCAGACCCCGACCCCGCAUAUGCCAACUACGAGCCUGAUCCGGACCGUGUCCCGCUUCCAGGCAAGCUCAAGGACCCUCGUCUCUCCAAACACACGAGAGAGGCAUUGAAACAGGAGUGGCUCGCGCAUAAUCCAUACGUGAAAAGGGAUCCUCGCACGCCCACGAAGCCCAAAUACAGCCAGGACCUGGUUGGAGACACUCCAGAGACACGAGCUCCUGCCAAUGUGGAUACGGGGUCCGAAUCAUGCAAGCGGGAGGACAACCAUGUGAUCUCCGACCGUAACAUUGUCGCCGUGGACCUGAGCAAAGGAUGGCCCGCCCCAACAGUGAGGGAAUAUGGCCCGCCAAUGAGCGUACCUUCCCCAGCCAGCAACAACGGUUUCUUUCAACGAUCUCCAGCUUCGAACGGUGACAACUCCUCUACGGAAUUGCUCAGAAAGUCCCCAUCGCCAAGCCUUAGUAUCUCCUCCAUCGAAGUGCUGAGAGGCUCUCCAUCUCCAAAGAGCCAGGUUUCUUACGCGGGGAGGCUAGAUGAGAAACUGAACGAGAUUUCCAUGACGAGGACGCACGCCUUCGAACGCUUCCGAGCUUCUCAGGAGGUGAUUGGCUGGCAACAGCAGGUUCCUUCCUCAGUCAAAGUCACGAUAUCCGAGCUGAUGACGAUGAAUAAUGGGGAAUUCCGAGAAUUGCAUGACAAUGUCAAAGCUACGUAUGAACAAUUCAGACUACAGCGGGAUGAACGAGACUUUCGGGAGUGGUAUGCCAACUGGCAACAUGAGCAGCAGGACAAGGGCGCCGCUACUCCCGCUAUCCCAGCCAAUGGUCACACGGUUCGCGAUGAUAUCACUCGACAUGGCGCUGUCGGGCAGGAUGAGGAUUGGAGCGACGAGCAGGACGGAUAUGGAAGUGAAGGGGGCGUGGUCCUCAAUGGCAGAAGCGGAUGGAACUGGUAA